Messenger RNA from Antechinus flavipes (yellow-footed antechinus), 957 nucleotides. Its product is annotated as olfactory receptor 6B1-like. Gene Ontology annotation, cellular component: membrane. Gene Ontology annotation, molecular function: G protein-coupled receptor activity; olfactory receptor activity. Gene Ontology annotation, biological process: G protein-coupled receptor signaling pathway. Bases 1 to 957 code for a protein of 318 amino acids. Lineage: Eukaryota; Metazoa; Chordata; Mammalia; Dasyuromorphia; Dasyuridae. The transcript has a single exon. The record is from RefSeq and is a predicted model, not a curated record.
AUGUUUACAUGGGAUAACUACACACAAGUAACUGAAUUUAUCCUCCUUGGCUUCCCAGGUUCUGUAGGACUCCACCUGUCCCUCUUUCUCUUGUUCCUGCUGGUCUACUCUUUGACUAUCAUUGAAAAUAUCAUUAUCAUCACUCUGAUCAAGGUCAACUCUUGUCUCCACAAGCCUAUGUACCUCUUCCUCAGUAACCUGUCCUUCCUGGAGAUGUGGUAUAUCUCUGUCACUGUGCCCAAAAUGCUGCUUACCUUCCUGGAGCCUGAAUUUGGGCGCAUCUCCUUCAUGGGCUGUAUGGCCCAACUCUAUUUCUUUCUAGCCCUGGCCUGCACUGAGUGUGCCCUUCUGGGGGUCAUGGCAUAUGACCGCUAUGUAGCAAUCUGCAAUCCACUGCGCUACCCAGUCAUAAUGGCUCCUGGUCUCUGUCUCCGGCUGGCUACCAGCUCCUGGCUCAGUGGUUUCAUCAUAUCUCUUGGGAAGGUCUUUUUCAUCUCACGCCUUGGCUACUGUGGGCCCAAUGUAAUGAACCAUUUUUUCUGUGAUGUCUCCCCAUUAUUGAACCUGGCUUGCACUGACAUGUCCAUGGCUGAGCUAAUUGACUUUCUCCUGGCCCUGCUCAUCCUGAUUGUUCCCCUCCUAGUGACCAUCUUCUCCUACAUCUCCAUCAUCUCCACCGUCUUGAAGAUCCCCUCCACCUCAGGACAGCAGAAGGCCUUCUCCACUUGUGCCUCCCACCUGGCUGUAGUAAUCAUCUUCUACUCAGCUUCACUCUUCAUCUAUGCCCGGCCCCGGGCCAUCUACUCUUUUGAUUAUAAUAAGUUAGUGUCAGUGGUUUAUACUGUGCUCACCCCACUCCUCAACCCUAUUAUCUACUGCCUGAGGAACACAGAGGUAAAAGUUGCCCUGAAGAAGACAGUACAGAAGAUAUCACAGAAGAUGGAUGCUGUCUCCUAG